Molecule: messenger RNA, 1495 nt
Organism: Xiphias gladius (swordfish)
Lineage: Eukaryota; Metazoa; Chordata; Actinopteri; Istiophoriformes; Xiphiidae
Product: adhesion G protein-coupled receptor E3-like
Exons: 11
Coding region: 1-1446 (481 amino acids)
Biological process (GO): cell surface receptor signaling pathway; adenylate cyclase-activating G protein-coupled receptor signaling pathway
Cellular component (GO): membrane
Molecular function (GO): G protein-coupled receptor activity
Source: RefSeq, a predicted model, not a curated record
AUGGUGGACCCGGGUCAAAACCACACCAAGACAACUGUGAAGAGUUCAGCUGUGGAUUUAAGUCUUGAAACGAUCAGAUCUGGAAACAACGAUGGAGAGAGCUCUCUUCUCUCAGCGAAAGGAAACACCAUGCAGAUCAACCUGGAAAGUCUAGCCAAAAACAACAAUGGUUCUGCAGCAGCUGCCUUCAUGACAUUAAGUGGGAUGGAGAGUCUUCUAAGUCAUCAAUACUUUGAAACAGAAAACAGGACGGAGAUGUACUCGGAUAUUAUCACCGCAAUCCUGCCCUCAAUGAACAACACCAACCUCCCAGAACCUGUUAAUUUUACCAUCCAUCACAGGAAGGCACUGCCUGAAUCUGGUUUGGUAACCUGUGUGUACUGGGAGGACAAAUCACAUGAGACAGGAAUGGGAGAAGGAAGUGAAAAAGGAGGAGAAAAGGCCAAGACUAUGCGUUGGUCAGUAGAGGGCUGCUGGGUUGCAUACACUAAUGAAAACUACACAGUGUGCAGCUGCUCCCAUCUCUCCACAUUUGCCCUCAUCCUGCAGAUAGGGGAGCCUCCACCAGAGGAUCCUUUCUUAGAGUGGCUGAACCGGAUGUGUGUGAUUGUCGGACUAUUCUUCUUCGCACUGGCCAUCCUCACCUUCCUGCUGUGUAGCUGGAACCGCAAGAUUAACAACACAGCCCGUCUUCACCUCUGUCUCAGCCUCGCCUUGUCUCAUCUCCUGCUGCUGUGGAAUGACAGAUAUGUUGAACAUGAGCUGGCCUGCACUGUCGUGGCCGGGCUUCUCCACUUCUUAAUUGUUGCGAGUUUUGUGUGGAUGCUGCUGGAGGCUCUGCAGCUCCACCUGCUGGUCCGAAGGCUCUCGAAGGUGCAGGUCAUCCGGAGAGAUGGCCUCCCCGGGCCACUUCUCUAUCUGAUCGGCUACGGCGUUCCAUUUGUGAUUGUGGGUAUUUCUGCACUGGUGUAUUCUGAUGGUUAUGGUGCUACUGAGGCAGAAGUGUGCUGGCUGUCACAAGAACGCAGUUUCAAAUGGGCUUUAACAGGACCUGUAAUUACUGUCCUUGCACUUAACUGCAUCUUGUUCUGUGCUACUUUAUGGAGUCUGAGACCCACCUUGACCAACAUGAAGAGUGAUAUCUCUCAGUCCAAAGAUACUAGAUUGAUUGUGUUCAAGAUCCUGGCCCAGUUUGUCAUACUGGGCUGUACGUGGAUUCUGGGCCUGUACCAGAGUAAUCUUUUCUUUAAAGUCCUUUUCAUAAUCCUUAACUCCCAGCAGGGCACCUUCCUCUACAUCGUCCACUGCCUGCUCAAUAAGGAGGUUAGAGAAGAAUACAUGAAAUGGCUGACCUGUUCUUUCAGUAGGCCCAGAGAAGGAGGAUCUGUGAAAGAUGCACCGUCAGUCUCCGAGGACUUGGACAAGGGUGAAGAGCAGACAGACUAAUGGUGAUGAAACAAUUAUGACACAGAAGAGAGCUGGAAGACAGAGAAGA